Pseudozyma flocculosa PF-1 is the source of this 504-nucleotide messenger RNA. RefSeq lists its product as uncharacterized. The transcript has a single exon. The coding region runs from base 1 to 504 and encodes 167 amino acids. NCBI's taxonomy places the organism in Eukaryota, Fungi, Basidiomycota, Ustilaginomycetes, Ustilaginales, Ustilaginaceae. The record is from RefSeq and is a predicted model, not a curated record.
AUGCCGAGGCGUGCCACGCCAUCGCAUCGCAUCUCUCAGCUCCGAAUGGAGGGCUGCAUCUCGCUAAGACCCUCGUCCCAACGUGCUCGCUUGGCCGGGGCUUCUAGAGACAGAUCCGGCACCAACCCCGCUCGCCCUCGACUUCGCUCCACCCGCCCUCGUCCCCCCUCUCUUUCGACGACGACAGACGGGAUCCUGGCAGUCCUUGCCCCGCACCGAGGCCAGAACAAGGUUGGCGGUGUGGGAGAAAAGCAGCAGGCUCGGUCGAUCUCUUCCUUGGCUUGGACGAUCAGCACCGGCAGCAGGGCAGCUCGGACAAGGCUUCGCCGUCGUCGCCGUCGCCGUCGCCGUCGCCGCAUGGCUGCGAUGGCCGCCAGGUCGACCGACCCUUGUCGACUCGAAUGGGUCAGCUGGUGCGAUAGGCAAGGACUAUGGUGCCGGACCGGGUUUGGCUUGGCCGGAGAGCAAGCCACCAGGCUCAACCUCUCUGACGCCUUCGUCUAG